AUGCAGUCACUCCAAAAUGAUUACUUGUUGGAGCUCGAGCAAAUGGCCCCAAACCCACGAGCACGCCACUGCCGUCACUUGGUCGACUCAAGACCGAGUUAUUUUGGACUCGAAUAUCAUGGCAAGAUCAGUAGAGAACGGGCUUCAAUCCUCUGUAGAUCUGAUGGAGAAUUCCUCAUUCGGGAAUGUUCUUCUGACGCCUCCCAGCACAUCCUCGUUCUUCGCUGCAAUGGAGAAAUAAAAAACUACAGACUCUUCUUUGACGAGAUCGACCAUCUGUACUCUGUUGGCGAAAAGUCGUUCGAGAAUGUGAUCGACCUUGUUCGCGAUGGCCUUAUUCAUCUUUUCAUCGAGAAUCGCGCAAAAAGCUACAUUGACAACAUGGAGAAGACAUCCGUAUACGUUGACAUCAAACGCGCAAUCGAAUCAGAAGAAGAGAUUGACGCUAGAAUGGUCCAAAGUUCCCCAUACGCUGCGAUGCCCGUUGAUUCCUACAUUUCCGAGUCCUCGUCAUCCGGCCUCUACUCGCAGUCUGACGAGUCUUGUUCCGAGCCGGUUUAUGAAGCUAUUUCGGAUUCGGAUUUUUCAGCUGACUUUUCCCGCAAAAUUUCUCUCGGAACCAUUGGGACACAGAAGUCUUCUCUUUCUAACAUGUCCACUGGUUCUACUGGUAGGCAAUCAACUACCUCCUCCGAAUCAGAGAGUCUCCAGUCACCCACCUCUGCGAAGAAGCGCUCUGUAUUUUCAUCAAUCAGACGAAGCUUAAACUUUUCGAAGAAAAAGUCCCGCCCCGCACCAGUCACUCGUUCAAAAUCAACACCAGCCACAGCAAUAAGAUCUUGCCUCAAAGGUCCCCAUUACGAGAAAGAACACAAUUUCAAAGUUGCUAAUCUCAAAACCAACAGAUACUGCCACUACUGCGGAAAUUACAUGUGGGGUCUUGUUCACCAAGGCGUCCAAUGCUCAGACUGUGGCACAACUGCUCAUAAGAAUUGCUCACGACACAUUCCGAAUGAUUGCUGUCCGGAUCCGAAAUUAGUCCAGAAGGUUUUCGGCGUAGAUCUUGUCUCCAUUGUCAAUUUACAUGGUACUGUGAGGCCGUUGGUUGUUGGGCUCGUAGUUUCGGAGCUAGAACGGCGCGGCGCUUAUCGAACGGAGGGACUCUAUCGCGAGAACGGAGAUGGCAGCGUGAUUGACAAGUUGAAAGCACAGAUCGACCACAGUGUGGCAGAAGUGCAGCUUGACCAAGUUGACAGUUACUCCCUUGCCUCGCUCCUCAAGCUCUAUCUCCGCGAACUUCCAAAAGCACUGAUUGAUGACUCGAUUGUCGCUCGACUUUACAAUGCUGUCGAUUUAUCAACUGAAAAUUUCGCAAUCGCAGUAAAUAUGAUGAAGACUGCAUUCGACUCAUUGCAUCCCGCACACUUGUCCACUCUCCGAUUUCUCAUCAGCCAUCUUUCACGAGUCGAGAGCUGUAGCAACGUCAACAAAAUGACCGCCGGAAAUCUCGGCGUCUGUUUCGGACCAGUCAUAUGCCGCGGGAAGCAGCAAAUGAACGCAACACAACUCUCUGAAGCCGUUCAAGAGGCUCAAGCACAGAAACGGCUCGUGUCUUUUCUGAUUGAGCAUCAGCACUUGGUGUUUACCCGAAGUUGA
This is a messenger RNA of Oikopleura dioica, 1656 nucleotides long. Lineage: Eukaryota; Metazoa; Chordata; Appendicularia; Copelata; Oikopleuridae. The record is from the annotation of a GenBank genome assembly.